UUUUUUCAGUAUUUUUUACUUAUACACUUAAAUAAUGAUAAGUAGUAAUUCAUUGUCAUUAUUGACUAUCAUUACAUUGUUCAUCACAGUUCUUGUUCAAUCUGAAGAUCUAACUGAACUUGUUAUGACACCGAAAUUAAUGGAUGAAAUGAAAACACAACAAACAACUACUGAAAUGACUAUCAAAUACAACAUGAAUCAUAAUACUUCAUCUACUCCUAAGGAAAAUCAAACGCGUCCAUUGAAACGUGUAAAUCGUCGUAAAACACCAAAAAAUCGAAAAAGAAUUGAUCGACGUAGAGGAAAGAAUAUAAAACGAAAUACAUCAGGUUUCCAAUUGAUUGAAUCAAGUUGUCAGAAAUUGAAUAAUCUUGAACGUUAAUUAACGUUUCAUAAUAUUUUUGAUCUUUUUUUUAUAUUUUGUGAUCGAUUGAAAUCGAAUGAAAAAAACAAUUUUUUUCCCUGAUUCGUUUAUAUAUUUUGUAGUAGUUUAUAGUUUAUAGUUUGUUUCUGAUUAUUUUUAAAAUAUAAAUGGAUUACAGUGACUAUGCUUUUUG
Schistosoma turkestanicum is the source of this 557-nucleotide messenger RNA. The record is from the annotation of a GenBank genome assembly. Lineage: Eukaryota; Metazoa; Platyhelminthes; Trematoda; Strigeidida; Schistosomatidae.